AUGCGCUGGGACUACUUUGUCAACCAUUACGACAAUGAAACCCGGCAGGAACAGGACUCCAAGAUGACGUGGAGGACGCCAGCUGGAGAGCUGUACGUUGGUCAUGCUCCGCCAUCUGGCUCGGAGCCUUUGGGUAUUUGGUACCCGCGUGCAGGGACGCUUGGCGGAUGUUCUGCCCACAAUGCUCUCAUCACCAUAUACCCUCAUGAGAGUGACUGGACCUACAUCCAGACCCUGACUGGGGAUGAAACUUGGGCGCCAGAUGCCAUGCGCAAGCACUUCCAACGCAUGGAGCGGAACAGGUACCUGCCUUCCAGUUUUGUUGGCCACGGCUACGACGGAUGGCUCGAGACCAGUCUCACGGAUCUGUCGUUGGUCGUCGAAGACCCGAAGCUCCUUUCCCUCAUUAUUUCUGCCGGCACUGCGGCAGGCAAGGGUCUUUUGGGAAAGAUCAUCAACACUGUGACCGGGCUCGGAGAGGUUCUUCUCCGAGACAUCAAUGCCUACACCAGCGACCGUGACUCUCAGGAGGGUCUGUUCCAAGUCCCUCUCGCUGUCGAAGAACUGUCCAAGCACCGGAACGGACCGCGCAACUUCAUCCUCGACACGGCCAAUGCAGUCAACUCGGACGGAACUCGCAAGUACCACCUCGACAUCAAGCUCAACACCCUAGUCACCAAGGUCCUGUUCGACGAGUCCGGCAGCAAGCCCCGCGCCGCCGGCGUGAGCUACAUCGAAGGAUCCAGCCUCUACCGCGCCGACCCGCGCGCCAGCUCCACGUCCAGCACCGCUCCCCAGAAGUCCAUCAACGCGACCAAGGAGGUCAUCAUCUCGGCCGGCUCGUUCAACACGCCGCAGCUCCUCAAGCUCAGCGGCAUCGGCCCGAAGGAGGAGCUUGACUCGUUCAACAUCCCCGUCCUUGUCGACUCCCCCGGCGUCGGCGCCAACCUGCAGGACCGCUACGAGACCACCCUCGUCGGCGAGACGCCCACCGAUUUCACCAUCACCAAGGACUGCACCUUCCUGCGCACCGACGACGACCCAUGCCUCAAGCAGUGGCAGGAUCUGCCGGGCCCCUCGCUCAAGGGCACCUACGCCACCAACGGCAUUGCCAUCGCCAUCGUCAAGAAGUCUUCCUCGGCCGCAGAAGAGGAUGAUCCCGAUCUUCUGAUCUCGGGCGCGCCCGCCUACUUCACCGGCUACCACCCCGGCUACGCCGACCUCUCCCUCAAGGACGCGAAGCACUGGGCCUGGAUCGUGCUGAAGGCGCACUCGCGCAACAACGCGGGCAGCGUGACGCUGCGCUCGACGGACCCGCAGGACAUGCCGUCCAUCAACUUCAACUACUUCGACACGGGCGUGACGGCCGACGGCGCCGACGACAAGGACCUGCAGGCCGUGUACGAGGCCAUGCAGUUCUCGCGCCAGAUGUUCGACGACCUCGUCCCGCUGCAGGGCGACUUCGAAGAGGUCUGGCCCGGCCCCAACGUCACGACCGAGGAGGGCAUGAAGGAGUUUAUCAAGAAGGAGGCGUGGGGCCAUCAUGCGUGCUGCACGGCGGCGAUCGGUAAGGACGGCGACGAGAAUGCUGUGCUUGACUCGAAGUUCCGCGUCAGGGGUGUGGAUGGACUGAGGGUUGUGGACGCGAGUGUCUUCCCUAAGAUUCCUGGCUUCUAUAUCUCUGUGCCUGUCUACAUGGUCAGUGAGAAGGCUGCUGAGGUUAUCCUGGAGGAUGCGGCAUAG
This is a messenger RNA of Lasiodiplodia theobromae, 1743 nucleotides long. Its product is annotated as Choline dehydrogenase protein. Gene Ontology annotation, molecular function: flavin adenine dinucleotide binding; oxidoreductase activity, acting on CH-OH group of donors. The coding region runs from base 1 to 1743 and encodes 580 amino acids. The record is from RefSeq and is a predicted model, not a curated record. NCBI's taxonomy places the organism in Eukaryota, Fungi, Ascomycota, Dothideomycetes, Botryosphaeriales, Botryosphaeriaceae. The transcript has 4 exons.